ACUUGAACUUGCAGCUCAGGGGGGCUUUUGCCAUUUUUUCAUCUCUCUCUCUCUUUUCAAAAAAGCCAUGACGGCUAUCCCACAAUCCAUCUUCCCUGCGCCAUCUUUGUAUUAUUUCUAAUUUAUUUUGGAUGUCAAAGGCAUUGAUGAAGAUAUUUUCUCUGGAGUCUCCCUUCUAACCCGGCUCUCCCGAUGUGAACCGAGCUGAAAGCCACCACCAACCACCAUGUCUCGCCGCAAGCAAGGCAAACCCCAGCACUUAAGCAAACGGGAUUUUUCGCCCGAGCCCCUGUCUGCCGUGGUCUCGGAGGAGAGGCAGGAACAGCGUGGGCUGGUACAGGUAGCUCCAGAGGGAGACCAGGACCUGCUCACCUGUGGCCAGUGUCAGAUAAACUUCCCUUUGGGAGACAUCCUUAUUUUCAUUGAACACAAAAGGAAGCAGUGCAAUGGCACUUUGUGCAUGGACAAAGCAGUGGAUAAGCCCCCAUCACCCUCGCACGGUGAGCUGAGGAGAGCCUCCAACCCCGUGGAGGUGGGCGUCCAGGUCACGCCGGAGGAUGAUGACUGCUUAUCGACGUCUUCUCGAGGAAUCUGUCCCAAACAGGAAAACAUUACAGGUAAAGAUGAACCCAGCAUCUACACUUGCACAACCUGUAAGCAGCCGUUCAGCAGUGCCUGGUUUCUGCUGCAACAUGCCCAGAACACUCAUGGCUUCCGCAUCUACCUUGAGAGUGAGUGCGGAAGUCCGCUCACGCCCCGUGUGGGAGCUCCUUCAGGAAUGGGUGCAGAUUGCUCUUCUCAGCCCCCCUUGCAUGGCAUCCAUCUCCCAGAGGGAAGCCCAUUCAACCUGCUGCGGAUACCCAACUCUGGACACGACGGACCCCCUCUUCGAGAGGGUCGAUUUCCCCCUACGCCGCCUCUCUUUAGCCCUCCACCCCGCCAUCACUUGGACCCUCAUCGCAUGGAGCACCUGAGCCCGGAGGAGCUGGCUUUGGCCACCCACCACCCGAGUGCCUUCGACAGGGUGCUGCGCCUCAACCCCAUACCAAUGGAUCCGCCAGCUAUGGACUUCUCUCGUAGAUUGAGGGAGCUGGCUGGUAACACCUCAGGGUCAACUCCUCCUCUCUCACCCAACAGGCCCAGUCCUAUGCAACGGCUACUACAACCAUUCCAAUCAGGAACCAAGCCACCCUUUCUCUCCACCCCUCUUCUACCUUCCAUGCAGUCCCCCUCUGGCUCUCAGUCCACCCCGACCCCUCUUACGCAACAGUCCAACACGCCCAUGAAGAGCAAGUCUUGUGAGUUCUGUGGGAAGACCUUCAAGUUCCAGAGUAAUUUAGUUGUGCAUCGACGCAGUCACACGGGUGAGAAACCCUACAAGUGCCACCAGUGCGACCAUGCCUGUACGCAGGCCAGCAAGCUGAAGCGGCACAUGAAGACACACAUGAACAAGUCAUCGCCCAUGACGGUCAAGUCCGACGAUGGCUUGUCCACAGCCAGCUCCCCUGAGCCUGGAACCAGCGAUUUAGUGGGUAGUGCCAGUAAUGCCCUCAAGUCCGUGGUAGCCAAAUUCAAAAGUAAAAACAACCGUCUGAUUCCAGAGAAUGGAGAGGAAGAAGAGGAAGAGGAACAGGAGGAGGAGGAGGAAGAAGAGGAGGAAGAGGAAGAGGAGGAAGGAGAGGAGGAAGAGCUGGAGAGAGAGGGAGGUAGAAACAACUACCACUUCAGCCUCAACCUCGAGGCUGCACGGCACCACGAGAACAACGGCAGACGUCUGGGUGGGGGUGAGGACGGGAUCCCACGUUCACUGCCUGAGGUUAUGCAGGGCAUGGGCUUGGCAGCCAGCAUGCAGCACUACAGUGAGGCAUUUCAUCAACACAAGCGAGGAGCCCUAAACUCUGACAAUAAUGCACAUAGGGACAUGUGUGAUGAGGACUCGGCUCUGGAAUCAGACAGAGUGGAUGAGGGCUGUGGCUCAGCUAUCAAUGGUCGAGGCUCAUCCCCCAGUGAGUCUGCCUCUGUUGGUUUGUCCAAGAAACUCCUACUGGGCAGUCCCAGCUCACGUAGUCCUUUCUCCAAACGAAUCAAGCUGGAGAAGGACUUUGACCUCUCCACCUCUACAAUCCCCAAUACUGAGAAUGUCUAUUCCCAGUGGUUGGCUGGCUAUGCUGCCUCUCGGCAGCUGAAGGACCCCUUUCUGAAUUUCGGGGACUCCAGACAAUCGCCUUUCGCCUCGUCUUCAGAGCACUCCUCAGAGAAUGGAAGCCUGCGCUUCUCUACGCCACCAGGGGACCUGGAUGGCGUCUCGGGCCGCAGCGGAACUGGUAGUGGCGGCAGCACGCCACACCUUGGGGGUCCUGGUCGGCCCAGCUCAAAAGAUGGCCGACGCAGUGACACCUGCGAGUACUGUGGCAAAAUAUUCAAAAACUGCAGCAAUCUGACAGUGCACCGGCGCAGCCACACGGGUGAGAGGCCUUAUAAGUGUGCGCUCUGCAAUUAUGCCUGCGCUCAGAGCAGCAAGCUAACACGGCACAUGAAAACGCACGGGCAAGUGGGCAAGGACGUUUACAAAUGUGAAAUCUGUCAUAUGCCUUUUAGUGUGUACAGCACCCUUGAGAAACACAUGAAAAAAUGGCACAGUGACCUUGCAUUGGACAACGAAAUUAAAACUGAGUAGCGGUGGAGUGUGGUAGCUCACUUGCCUGUUAACAGCGAAUAACACCCCACUCCCACCCUCAUCCUUGUAGAUUUCCCUGUUUCGCUAGUCCAGUGGCGGCUGAGACAACGUGCUUGGCACCACCAGCACACCCUUUUCAUUUACCGUUGAAUGCAUGAUCUGUAUCGGGGCAAUACUAUUGCAUUGACGCAAACUUGGAGCCUUUCUCUUGUGCAAUAAUUUACAUGUUGUGUACUUUUUAUUUUUUCUUCACCAUUUUGGAAAAUUUGACAGCAUGCAUGAUAUAUUUUGGCUAAUUUUUAAAAAUAAAUUGUCCCUGGUUGGUUAGUUGUUUAGUAAAUGUGUUGCUGUUUUAUCGUUCAUUAUUUUAUAAAUGUUUUUUUCUUUAUUUUUCUUUUUUAAGAUCAAAGAAAUAGAAAAGAAAAAACAACCAUGCUGCAUACAUUCUGUAAUACAUAUCAUGUACAGUUUUGUGUUGUAACAUGGAGGACUACAGGCUAUCGCUUAAUCCUCUUUGGACGGGCUGGAUAUA
Messenger RNA from Sinocyclocheilus grahami, 3209 nucleotides. Its product is annotated as B-cell lymphoma/leukemia 11A-like. Lineage: Eukaryota; Metazoa; Chordata; Actinopteri; Cypriniformes; Cyprinidae. Gene Ontology annotation, biological process: regulation of transcription by RNA polymerase II; negative regulation of dendrite development. Gene Ontology annotation, cellular component: nucleus. Gene Ontology annotation, molecular function: RNA polymerase II cis-regulatory region sequence-specific DNA binding; DNA-binding transcription factor activity. The transcript is spliced from 3 exons. The record is from RefSeq and is a predicted model, not a curated record. The coding region runs from base 227 to 2677 and encodes 816 amino acids.